Molecule: messenger RNA, 834 nt
Organism: Amphibalanus amphitrite
Lineage: Eukaryota; Metazoa; Arthropoda; Thecostraca; Balanomorpha; Balanidae
Product: sulfotransferase 1C2-like
Exons: 3
Coding region: 96-659 (187 amino acids)
Biological process (GO): sulfation
Cellular component (GO): cytoplasm
Molecular function (GO): sulfotransferase activity
Source: RefSeq, a predicted model, not a curated record
CACUGUUCCGCGGUCCGACGGAUGACUUCAGCGCGCUGACCGGCGACCCACACCGACCGGCGCCGCGCUACGUCAAGUGCCACCUGCCACUGUCCAUGUACCGGCCGCAGCUGCUGGAGACCUGCCGGGUGGUCUACGUGGCCAGGAAUCCCAAGGACCUCUGCGUGUCCCUCUACCACCACAGCCGCUUCUUCUACUGCUACGACUUCGAGGGCGACUUCGAGCUGUUCCUGCAGUACUUCAUGGAUGGCAACAUUACCGAUCUUCCCUGCGUGGAGCACAUGAUAGAGGCCUGGAACCUGCGUCCCCACCCCAACCUCUGCUUCCUCUUCUACGAGGACAUGAAACGCGAUCUCAAAUCGCAGAUCCGCAAGGUGGCCAAGUUCCUGGGAAAGGAUUUCUCUGAAGAACAGGUGACCAAGCUGGCCGAGCACCUGCACAUCGACAACUUCAAGAAGAACCCCUACGUCAACCGAGAGAACCUAAAACAGGAUGGCGUGGCGUACACUGACAGAACCGACUUCAUCAGGAAGGGCAAGACGGGCGAUUGGAAGGGCGCUUUCACAGCCGAGAUGAACGACAAGUUCGACCGCUGGCUCGAAGACAAGCUGAAGGGAACUGACCUCAGGUUCACCAUGGAGCUGGACACGCAAGAUUGACUCGACCGGACCCAGAGGCUUCCAACGUGGUACAAUCGUGGACAAAACCCAAAGGCUUGGAAAGGGUUUAGGGGUGCGCUGUAAAAAUUGGUAAAUUCUCUCCAGUGAGGCUUUGUCAUGUGAUAGCCGAAAUGAAUAUAAUAUAGCAUGAUCGCCAUUUUGGGCGCGGCAACUG